This is a messenger RNA of Acomys russatus (golden spiny mouse), 1967 nucleotides long. It is a transcript of the gene Akap7, whose product is annotated as A-kinase anchoring protein 7. The transcript has 8 exons. The record is from RefSeq and is a predicted model, not a curated record. Lineage: Eukaryota; Metazoa; Chordata; Mammalia; Rodentia; Muridae. The coding region runs from base 43 to 1176 and encodes 377 amino acids. Gene Ontology annotation, cellular component: cytosol. Gene Ontology annotation, molecular function: protein kinase A regulatory subunit binding.
CUCGGCCCCUUCCGGCUCCUCCCGAAGCGGCGGGUGCCGGGGAUGCUGCGACUGGCGGGGCUCCGCGCCUCCGCCCUCCUGGCCACCCUGCGCCCUCCGGGCCUGAGCCUCCGCCUCAGCACCGCGACCAUGGAGCGCCCCGCCGCGGGAGAAAUAAAUUCCAAUGAAUGUGGAAGUGUGUUAAGAAAAAAGGAAGUGCCAGGGGAAGCAGAAGCCAGCACUGUGGAUUCUCUGAUGGACAUGCCGUUUGCAACUGUAGAUAUUCAAGAUGACAGUGGAAUCCCUGACGGGCCUCAAAUAAACUCAAAGAGGAGCAAAGAAAACGAAGGCAACAAGAGUGAUCACAGAAAGAAGAGGAAAAAACCCACAAAAGAUUAUCAACCGAACUAUUUCUUGUCUGUUCCAAUCACCAACAAAAAGAUUACCACUGGAAUUAAGGUCUUGCAAAAUUCGAUACUACAACAGGACAAGCGACUGGCCAAAGCCAUGGUUGGCGACGGCUCCUUUCAUGUCACCUUGCUAGUGAUGCAGUUAUUAAGCGAAGAUGAAGUAAACCUCGGCACAGAUGCGCUUUUGGAACUGAAGCCUUUCAUUCAGGAAAUCCUUGAAGGAAGGAACUUGACUUUGCCCUUCCAAGGGAUUGGCACUUUUGGAAGUCAAGUUGGCUUUGUGAAGCUGGCAGACGGGGAGCACGUCAAUGCACUUGUGGAGAUAGCGGAGACUGCGAAAAGAACAUUUCAAGAGAAAGGCAUCCUGGCUGGAGACAGCAGAAGUUUUAAGCCUCACUUGACCUUUAUGAAACUGUCGAAAGCACCCAUGCUCUGGAAGAAGGGAGUGAAAAAAAUCGAGCCUGGAUUGUAUGAACAAUUUAUCAACCACAGAUUUGGAGAAGAAAUUCUGUACCAGAUAGAUCUCUGUUCCAUGCAGAAGAAAAAACAAAGCAAUGGCUAUUACCACUGCGAGUCUUCGAUUGUGGUUGGUGAGAAGGACCGAGGGGAGCCUGAGGAUGCAGAACUGGUCAGGCUCAGUAAGAGGCUGGUGGAGAGCGCCGUGCUCAAGGCUGUCCAGCAGUACCUGGAAGAAACGCAGAACAAAAAGCAGCCUGCGGAGGGGAACGCCACGAAAGCCGAAGAGGGCGAGCGGAAUGGCGUUGGCAGUGAUAGCAACAGGAAAUGAGAGGGAACCUUCCGGCUGCUGCCACUCGGCUGAGUCGCAGCCUGACGACUCGCAGUGUGCUAGUUACUACGUGUCCUGUUCAAGCCCCGGAGAGCGCCUAACACUUUUAUGAUUGAUGCGUCGGCGUGGCUGCGACACAACAGGGAAGAAUGGGGUGCUGAGACCAGCAAAAGAAAUGAAUUUACAGAAGAACACCACAGAGUUCGUGUGCCAUCAACCAUGUACAAGGGAGAGCGGGCGCUUAGGGAAAGGCCUGCCGGACUCAAAAGGCGGAGGGAGAGGACUUGCCACCGGACUGAAUACUGCCGUUUACAUUGCUUAGAGCAUUUGACUACUUUAUCUGAGGCCAAAAUUUGCACACAGCUAUCAAGUACUCAGUUCAGUUUGUCACUAUUGAAAUGAUCAUGAGUGAGUCCACAAUGUGUCAUGUUUGUCCCCGGUGUGCCAUUACCAUACAGUGAUCUUUAUUUACAGUAAAUUAAGUUUCACGUAAAUUAUAUAUUUUUGGCAAAAUGCAAUCUUUUCUAUGAAAUGUGGGUAACAUUUUUAAAGGUUCUUAAGCCUUAUUUUGAUAAGUCAGUGUGCCACACUUACUGUAUAUCAUUGAUAUUUGUACCCUAAAUGUAUUAUAUAAUUCCCCCCCCUUAGGCAAGAAACCAAUCGGAACCCAAGACUUACUCAGCGAAGCUUUGCACCGAGAAAGGAUGGAGCUGAAGUCCAAAGUGAAACAGAUAAAGGACCUUUUGAUGAAGCCUGAGACUCUGGCCAAGAUUAGGAAGGAGCUUUUUGAA